UGCUCGCUCUGACAGACGCUCGGUGAAGCAACAGCUCGGCUAUAAAUACACGAAGCCUCAGCCAGGCUCCGCUGGCCGCACGCCGUCCGUGUUUACGUUCUGCAGGUCCACACGUCGCCGCUGGCAGUCGUCCUCUUCUUCUCCGCCUGAAAGUUUGUCUCUCGUUCUGGACGUUUUUUGCUGCGAGUGCCUUCAGGAAUCUGAGUCGAUUUGGCACAGCUGACUGUGCUUUGGACAGAGCAGCUAUGGGAGACUUUUGGGGAGACAUUGCCAGUCAGAGGGUGGCCAGAGCGAUGUCCCUGGGGAACGAUGAAGAGGCGGUGCUGGACCAGGGGAAGACCAGCUCCACCCUCCACACCAACUUUGAGAAAGAAGAGCUGGAGAGUCACAGAGCCGUGUACGUCGGCGUCCACGUUCCUCUGGGCCGACAGAGCCGCAGGCGCCACCGUCACCGAGGACACCGGCACCACCGGAAACGGCGGGACCGCUCAGACCGGGAGGACGGACGGGAGUCACCCACAUACGACACGCCGUCCCAGAGAGUCCAGUUCAUCCUGGGGACGGAGGACGGAGACGAGGAGCACAUCCCUCACGACCUGUUCACAGAACUGGACGAGCUCGCCUUCAGAGAUGGAGACUUCCAGGAGUGGAAGGAGACGGCGAGGUGGCUGAAGUUCGAGGAGGACGUGGAGGACGGAGGCGAACGGUGGAGCAAACCCUACGUGGCCACGCUGUCCCUUCACAGUCUGUUUGAGCUGCGUUCCUGCAUCCUGAACGGCACCGUGCUGCUCGACAUGAGAGCCAACACCAUCGACGAGAUCGCAGACAUGGUGAUCGACAGCAUGCUGGCGUCGGGGCAGCUGGAGGAGGGCGUCCGGGAGAAGGUGAGGGAGGCCAUGUUGAGGCGUCACCACCACCAGAACGAGAAAAAGCUGAGCAACCGAAUCCCGCUGGUUCGAUCCUUCGCCGACAUCGGCAAGAAACACUCCGACCCCCAUUUACUGGAGCGCAACGGUCUGCUGGCGUCCCCUCAUUCAGCUCCGGGAAACCUCGACAGCAAGAACAGUGAGAACCGCAUCAACGGCGGCAGCCGGGAAAACAGCACCGUGGACUUCAGUAAGGUGGACAUGAACUUCAUGAAGAAGAUCCCUCCCGGUGCUGAGGCCUCCAACGUCCUGGUGGGUGAGGUCGACUUCCUGGAGCGACCAAUCAUCGCCUUCGUCCGGCUCGCCCCCGCCAUCCUGCUGACCGGCCUCACAGAGGUCCCGGUGCCCACCAGGUUUCUCUUCCUGCUGCUCGGCCCGUUUGGAAAAGGUCCGCAGUACCACGAGAUCGGACGCUCCAUGGCCACUCUGAUGACAGACGAGAUUUUCCACGAUGUUGCCUACAAGGCGAAGGACAGGAACGACCUGCUGUCGGGGAUCGAUGAGUUCCUGGAUCAGGUCACCGUGCUUCCUCCGGGAGAAUGGGACCCCACCAUCCGCAUCGAACCCCCAAAGAGCGUCCCGUCUCAGGAGAAGAGGAAGAUGAAGUCGGUCCCUAAUGGCUCCGCCCACGGCUCUGACACUAUCAAGGAGGCGGAGCAUCACACAGGACCAGAGCUGCAGAGGACGGGGAGGAUUUUCGGCGGUUUGGUGAACGACGUUCGGAGGAAAGCCCCCUUCCUGUGGAGUGACAUCAGAGACGCCGCCAGCCUGCAGUGUUUGGCGUCCGUCCUCUUCCUCUACUGCGCCUGCAUGUCGCCCGUCAUCACGUUCGGAGGCCUGCUCGGAGAAGCCACCAGAGGAAACAUAAGCGCCAUAGAGUCUCUGUUUGGGGCGUCUCUGACGGGCGUGGCCUACUCUUUGUUCGCUGGUCAACCUCUCACCAUCCUGGGCAGCACUGGUCCAGUUCUGGUCUUUGAGAAGAUCCUCUUCAAGUUCUGCAGUGAAUACAGCCUGUCCUACCUGUCCCUGCGGACCAGCAUCGGACUGUGGACGGCCUUCCUCUGCCUGCUGCUGGUCGCCACCGACGCCAGCUCCUUAGUCUGCUACAUCACCCGCUUCACCGAGGAGGCCUUCGCCGCCCUCAUCUGCAUCAUCUUCAUCUACGAGGCUCUGGAGAAGCUGGUCCACCUCUGGGAGGUCUAUCCCAUCAACAUGCACAACCAGCUGGACAACCUCACCUUCUACACGUGUCAGUGCUCUCCACCCACCAACGCCUCGGCUGAAGUCCUCCAGCUGUGGACGAAGAAGAACGUCACGUCAGACAGCAUCCAGUGGGACCAGCUGGCUGUGAAGGACUGCGUGGACUUACACGGCGAGUUCAUCGGCUCGGCCUGCAGCCACGACCGCCCCUACGUCCCUGACGUCUUCUUCUGGUCCGUCAUCCUCUUCUUCACCACCUUCUUCCUCUCCUCCUUCCUCAAACAGUUCAAGACCAAAAGAUACUUCCCCACCAAGGUUCGAUCGACCAUCAGCGACUUCGCCGUCUUCCUGACCAUCAUGAUCAUGGUGCUGGUGGAUUAUCUGGUCGGAGUCCCUUCACCCAAACUCAACGUGCCCGACCGCUUCGAGCCUACAUCGAACACUCGAGGCUGGCUGAUCUCCCCGCUGGGUCCGAACCCCUGGUGGACGCUGCUGGCCGCCGCCAUCCCGGCUCUGCUCUGCACCAUCCUCAUCUUCAUGGACCAGCAGAUCACCGCCGUCAUCGUCAACAGGAAGGAGAACAAGCUCAAGAAAGGCUGCGGCUAUCACCUGGACCUGCUGGUGGUGGCGGUGAUGCUGGGCGUGUGCUCCAUCAUGGGCCUGCCGUGGUUCGUGGCGGCGACCGUGCUCUCCAUCUCCCACGUCAACAGUCUGAAGCUGGAGUCGGAGUGCGCGGCGCCCGGCGAGCAGCCCAAGUUCCUGGGCAUCAGAGAGCAGAGAGUCACCGGCUUCAUGAUCUUCAUCCUGAUGGGCUGCUCCGUCUUCAUGACCUCCGCCCUCAAGUUCAUCCCGAUGCCUGUCCUGUACGGAGUCUUCCUCUACAUGGGGGUGUCCUCGCUCAAAGGCAUCCAGCUGUUUGACCGGAUCAAACUGUUCGGCAUGCCGGCCAAACACCAGCCAGACCUGAUCUACCUGCGCUACGUCCCUCUGUGGAAGGUCCAUAUCUUCACUGUGGUGCAGCUGUCCUGCCUCAUCGUCCUCUGGGCCAUCAAAGUCUCGGCCGCCGCCGUUGUCUUCCCCAUGAUGGUUCUGGCUCUGGUGUUCAUCCGAAAACUUCUGGAUUUCUGCUUCACCAAGAGAGAGCUGAGCUGGCUGGAUGACCUGAUACCAGAGAGCAAGAAGAAGAAGGACGACGACAAGAAGAAGAAGGAGAAGGAGGACGCUCGGCGGAUGCUGGAGGAGGUGGAGGACGAUCAACCGUACGACGGAGGAAACGUCAUCAACUUCCCGAUCAAAAGCCUGAAGGGACGGAUGGACCCAUCAGAGGUGAACAUCUCAGAUGAAAUGGCUAAAAGCGGCAUUUGGAAAUCUGUUUCCAUGAACUCGGACAGCAGCAAAGCUCUGAAACGCAGCAACAGUCAGGACAAGCUGCCGAGCGUCCAGAUAAACGUGGAGAACGAGGACGCUAGCAAAGUCGUGGAUGCCGAGACCUCGCUAUGAUCCACCGCCACUAUCACCACCAGGCGGCGCUGCUGGAGGAGGAGGAGGAGGGCUGAUGGGACACCAUAGCCCUCUGUCUUCUCUGAAUGGAGCUGAAAGGUCAUCGGAGGACCAAUCAGGCUUCACCUCAGCGUGCCGUGCUUCUCAUGCCGCGUUUUCUCGGACGACAGUGGACGUUUUAUUUUCUCAUCGUUUUAUGGUGAAACACGGAGACUCCAUCACUUGGAGCAAUAUGGCCGCCGCUCGUGGAAACACUUCCCUCAGGUUUCUUUGGUUGGUUUUUACGCAGGUGGUCCGCUGCUGCGCUGUGAUUGGCUGCUGAAGCAUUGAAUCAAACACGGACUCACUGGACGGCUGAUUUUCCAGACUGAUGAUCUGAAAAACACCCGAAGUUUAAUUUUAUCGUUUAAAUUUUUCUGUUUCUGCUUUGAUGAAGCAGACGAGGCUCUUCACCUCUGACAGGUCCAACGCAGGACGGAAUUUUUAUUUAAUCCAUCAUGCUGAUUUAAGUUGUAUAUGUGUCUGAGUGUUUCUGUGUGUGUGUGUGUGCGUGUGCGUGUGUGUGUGUGUGUGUGUGCGUGUGCGUGUGCGUGUGUGUGUGUGUGUGUGCGUGUGUGUGUGUGAGCACCUUGUUGCCUGCAGUGGCCGACUGAAUGAUGUCACAGUCGCUGUCAUCAUAGUUUCUGUUCAAGUUUCAAUAAAAUCAGUCUGAUGAUGA
This is a messenger RNA of Chelmon rostratus (copperband butterflyfish), 4344 nucleotides long. RefSeq names its product sodium bicarbonate cotransporter 3-like. Bases 246 to 3626 code for a protein of 1126 amino acids. The record is from RefSeq and is a predicted model, not a curated record. The transcript has 25 exons. Gene Ontology annotation, biological process: regulation of intracellular pH; monoatomic anion transport; bicarbonate transport. Gene Ontology annotation, molecular function: monoatomic anion transmembrane transporter activity; solute:inorganic anion antiporter activity; sodium:bicarbonate symporter activity. NCBI's taxonomy places the organism in Eukaryota, Metazoa, Chordata, Actinopteri, Chaetodontiformes, Chaetodontidae. Gene Ontology annotation, cellular component: basolateral plasma membrane; apical plasma membrane; plasma membrane.